Lachnellula hyalina is the source of this 1080-nucleotide messenger RNA. RefSeq lists its product as uncharacterized. Gene Ontology annotation, cellular component: membrane. The record is from RefSeq and is a predicted model, not a curated record. The transcript has 4 exons. Bases 1 to 1080 code for a protein of 359 amino acids. Lineage: Eukaryota; Fungi; Ascomycota; Leotiomycetes; Helotiales; Lachnaceae.
AUGGCUCUUCCUGUGGUGAGAACCAUCUCGGAAUGCUCCGAUUUGAAGAAGACAGUCCUCCCUUAUUUACCUCAGCUGUACGACUUGCCCCAGCAGCUGCUACAAUCCUACAACAACCCUACCGAGCUGCGAACUAUCUACCUGGCUACGAAUCCCCUCAUUAGUGGCCUUGCAUUAUCCCUCUUCCUUGCACCCGUGUUCCUCCUCGUUUCAGAGAUCAACAGGAAUUACUCGCAGGUAGACCGGUGCUGGAGCAUAUUGCCUACCCUUUACAACGCCAAUUAUGUUAUCUACGCCCACAUGUCAGGUCUGCCAACUACUAGGCUUGACACUGUGAUUGCUGUCAGUUCUGUUUGGAGUCUGCGUUUAACUUUCAAUUACUGGCGCAAAGGAGGAUAUAGUAUUGGCUCGGAGGACUACAGAUGGGACGUCCUCAAAGAACACAUCAACCCAGGUCUCUUCUUCGUAUUCAACGUUGCAUUCAUCUCCCUCGCCCAAAGCAUACUUCUCUUCAUUAUCACGACCCCCACAUACGUUAUGCUACUGUCUGCUCGAAUCGGAGUAGAGAUGAACACUGGAGAUAUUGCAUUUUCUAGAGCAUUAAUGGGGCUUAUUCUUGUCGAGUUCUUCGCAGACGGGCAGCAGUGGAGCUUCCAACAAGCAAAGAAAUAUUACCUGAAGACGGCCAAAGUUCCCCACAAGUUUGAUCAAGAAGACCUGGACCGUGGAUUUGUAGUCUCCGGCCUCUGGUCCUGGAGCAGACACCCUAACUUCGCCGCCGAGCAAGCAAUUUGGGUCGUACUUCAUCAGUGGGGAUGCUGGAACACUGAAGUCUUCUACAACUGGACAGCUAUCGGCGCUGCUUCGUAUUUGAUACUUUUCCAAGCUUCGACGUGGUUCACAGAACUCAUUACAGCAAAGAAAUACCCCGAAUAUGAGGAGUAUCAGCAAAGAGUUGGAAAGUUCUUACCAAAGCUUUCAACGGACCUCCCUGGAGAUUUUAGCGAUAAGAAGGCUACCCCGAGAGUUGAGAAAGCUAAGGCUCUUGAGAAGGACAAGCCGAGGGGGGUAUCCAGAUAG